GCCGCCUCCCCCACCCCCGUCGUCCCCCUCCCCCUUUUCCAGCCCCGCGGGGUUCGCCGCCCCAUCCCGGGAGCCGCCGGCCUCUCCAGCCCGCCCGCCUUCGAUGUGACACGGGCGCCCCGGAGCGCGACCUGAAGCCGCCACCGCCGGAGCAGCAGCAGGAGGAGGAGGAGGAGGAGCAGGGGAGGAGGAGGAGAGCCAUGUCGAACCUGAGCAAAGGGACAGGCAGCCGGAAGGACACCAAGAUGCGGAUCCGGGCCUUUCCGAUGACCAUGGAUGAGAAAUAUGUAAACAGCAUUUGGGAUCUUCUGAAAAAUGCAAUCCAAGAGAUCCAGCGUAAGAAUAACAGUGGUCUUAGUUUUGAGGAGCUGUAUAGAAAUGCAUAUACUAUGGUUUUGCAUAAACAUGGAGAAAAGCUCUACACUGGACUAAGGGAAGUUGUUACUGAACACCUCAUAAAUAAGGUUCGAGAAGAUGUACUAAAUUCAUUGAAUAACAACUUUCUUCAAACACUAAAUCAAGCUUGGAAUGAUCACCAGACAGCUAUGGUGAUGAUUAGAGACAUUCUAAUGUAUAUGGACCGUGUCUGUCAGCAAAAUAAUGUGGAGAAUGUCUACAAUUUGAUUAUUAUUUUUCGAGAUCAAGUUGUACAAGGGUGUAUUAGAGAUCACCUCAGGCAAACUCUGUUGGACAUGAUUGCAAGAGAGAGAAAAGGAGAAGUUGUGGACAGAGGUGCAAUAAGAAAUGCUUGCCAGAUGUUAAUGAUUCUAGGUCUUGAAGGAAGAUCAGUUUAUGAAGAAGAUUUUGAAGCUCCAUUUUUGGAGAUGUCUGCAGAAUUCUUCCAGAUGGAAAGUCAGAAAUUUUUAGCUGAAAACAGUGCUUCAGUUUAUAUAAAGAAAGUAGAAGCAAGAAUUAAUGAAGAAAUAGAACGAGUGAUGCACUGCCUGGACAAAUCGACUGAGGAGCCGAUAGUGAAGGUGGUUGAAAGAGAACUAAUUUCUAAACAUAUGAAGACCAUAGUAGAAAUGGAGAAUUCUGGCCUUGUGCAUAUGUUGAAAAAAUGGAAAGGACAGAAGGAGUUAGGGACAGACCUUGCCUGCAUGUACAAGUUAUUUAGCCGUGUGCCAAACGGUUUGAAAACAAUGUGUGAGUGUAUGAGCUCAUAUCUAAGGGAGCAGGGUAAAGCCCUUGUUUCUGAAGAAGGGGAAGGAAAGAAUCCAGUUGAUUAUAUUCAGGGUUUACUGGAUUUGAAGAGUAGGUUUGAUCGCUUUCUCCAAGAAUCAUUCAAUAAUGACCGGCUCUUUAAACAGACAAUUGCGGGUGACUUUGAGUAUUUUCUCAACCUCAACUCCAGAUCCCCAGAAUACCUCUCGUUAUUUAUUGAUGAUAAGCUUAAAAAGGGAGUCAAAGGACUUACAGAACAAGAAGUAGAAACAAUAUUGGAUAAGGCAAUGGUCCUAUUUAGGUUUAUGCAAGAGAAAGAUGUAUUUGAACGUUAUUAUAAACAACAUUUGGCCCGAAGACUUCUUACAAAUAAAAGUGUUUCUGAUGACUCAGAAAAAAAUAUGAUAUCUAAAUUAAAGACUGAAUGUGGAUGUCAGUUCACAUCAAAACUGGAAGGAAUGUUCAGGGAUAUGAGCAUCUCAAAUACAACUAUGGAUGAAUUCAGGCAGCAUCUUCAGGCUACGGGGGUAUCAUUAGGUGGUGUUGACCUCACAGUUCGAGUCCUCACAACAGGAUACUGGCCCACUCAGUCAGCCACACCAAAGUGCAACAUCCCGCCAGCACCAAGACAUGCUUUUGAAAUAUUUAGAAGGUUUUAUUUAGCCAAACACAGCGGUCGGCAACUAACACUCCAGCACCAUAUGGGUUCUGCGGAUCUCAAUGCCACCUUUUAUGGACCAGUUAAAAAGGAAGAUGGAUCAGAAGUUGGUGUUGGAGGUGCCCAAGUAACUGGCUCUAAUACACGGAAGCACAUAUUGCAAGUCUCUACUUUCCAGAUGACAAUAUUAAUGCUCUUUAAUAAUAGAGAAAAAUACACUUUUGAGGAAAUUCAACAAGAGACUGAUAUCCCUGAAAGAGAACUUGUUAGAGCCCUACAGUCCCUUGCAUGUGGUAAACCAACACAGCGGGUUCUCACAAAAGAACCUAAAUCAAAGGAAAUAGAAAAUGGUCAUAUAUUUACGGUUAAUGAUCAGUUCACAUCCAAACUGCACAGAGUCAAGAUUCAAACAGUUGCUGCCAAACAAGGGGAAUCAGACCCAGAAAGAAAAGAAACAAGGCAGAAAGUCGACGAUGACAGAAAGCAUGAGAUAGAGGCUGCUAUAGUACGGAUAAUGAAAUCUAGAAAGAAGAUGCAGCACAAUGUGCUAGUAGCAGAGGUAACUCAACAGCUGAAGGCCCGAUUCUUACCAAGUCCAGUUGUUAUUAAAAAACGUAUUGAAGGACUUAUUGAGAGAGAAUAUUUGGCACGAACACCUGAGGAUCGCAAAGUAUACACUUACGUAGCAUAAAAUGCGUUCAGAAAAUUGAUUUAUUCUUGGACUAUACAAUUCGCAUGAACUGGGAAGUUCUUUUAAAUCAUUAAAUAUUAAGACGACCAUCUCUUCUAUUAAAUUGCAGUACGUGUUCUAGACCAUUCAGAUCAAGCCUUUACUCCCUUUGAGAGUUUUCAACAUCAAUUGAUUGAGCUUCAGGCUUUUCAACGUUAUCCCUGUAGAGAUCAUCUUUACAGUUCCUCGGGAAAAUGUGAAUGUGCCGCGUUUUGUUUUCAAUACUGUAUGAAAACAGGAAAAAAAAAUAAAACAAAAAUUUAGAAAAUACAGCUCAUUAAAAAAUAAAAUUGUUGGAAUUUCAUUUCCCCAGGUCUUCAGUGUUGAUGUAAACGUGUUUUUGUAGUGUUGCUUAGCACUUUGCGCAUUGUAUAAGUUGGGUAACAGAAAGAUAAAAGAAAUGACAGGAUUCCCAAUGAUCUUGCUCUGCUUCCAACAUUUCUUGAGUCAUGUUAAUUUAAAGAUUUGGUCAAUAGUCAAAAACCCAAGGAUACAAUUUUAGCAUGUUUCACUACUCAGAUCGCACUUACUAAUCUAGCCUCACAACCAUGAAUCUUUGUUUCUGUCAUAAUUGGCUUUUUCCUGUUUUAAUUUGAAUUCUUCCAGAUUAAGUCCUUAUAUUGAUUAGGUUCUGUUCUGCAUUAUUUCUAGAGGUAAAAAAGGAAAAUAUUUUAGUAUGUAUAAAUUGUAUAAUAAUUUUUUUUUUGCUGUUGUACUCACUGCUGAGAGUGAUUUGUACAGGGCGGUGUUUUUAUUUCAUUUAUUGUAGACAAAUUCAAAAUAAAUGGAUUUAGUGUUCA
This is a messenger RNA of Dromiciops gliroides (monito del monte), 3352 nucleotides long. It is a transcript of the gene CUL3, whose product is annotated as cullin 3. Gene Ontology annotation, cellular component: Cul3-RING ubiquitin ligase complex. Gene Ontology annotation, molecular function: ubiquitin protein ligase binding. Gene Ontology annotation, biological process: protein ubiquitination; ubiquitin-dependent protein catabolic process. The record is from RefSeq and is a predicted model, not a curated record. Lineage: Eukaryota; Metazoa; Chordata; Mammalia; Microbiotheria; Microbiotheriidae.